ACCAUGACAGCACUACGUCACACAGCUUGUACCUGCCCCGUCGGCUCCUCCUGCAUAACAAAAGCUUUACGAACCCGAAGUGACUCUCCCUCUUCGGUCUGAAGCGAGACACAAGCCUACAGUCAUGGCAGAUGAGGAUUUCACCACUGCGGAUUCCGGGGCCUCCAAUACUUACCCAAUUCAGUGCUCUGCCUUGAGGAAGAACGGCCUUGUUAUGAUCAAAGGAAAUCCCUGUAAGAUCGUGGAAAUGUCUACCUCUAAGACUGGCAAGCAUGGGCAUGCUAAGGUUCACCUCGUUGGAAUUCACCUGUUUACCCAGAAGAAGUUUGAAGAUAUCUGCCCCUCUACCCAUAACAUGGAUGUCCCAAAUGUAACAAGGAGAGACUAUCAGGUAUGUGAUUUAGAUGCAGAGGGUUUCCUGGCCCUGAUGGAUGAUAAUGGAGACACCAGAGAGGACCUCAAAGUGCCAGAUAAUGAAGUGGGCAAAGAUAUCAGGAAGAGAUUCAGUAAUGGUGAAACUUUUAUGGUGUCUGUGCUGAAAGCAUUAAAAGACGAGGAAGUUGUCGGCACCAAAGUCUUGACUUCUUAAGUCCAGGACAGAGUUGGAGACCUCCCACUCCAAUGAUCCACUACGGCUUCGAAGCAUCACCAAAGUUAAUGGCCUUCACCCCACAUCUACACAGUUUCCCUGCUGGUCAAAUGAAAUCUGGAAACUGGACUGGGUCAGCUUCAUCAGCUGUACCUUAGGCUCAGGGCCGACUAGCAUUCUCUUCAAACAGUGACCUUAUCCACCCUUAGCCAUCAAAGCUUCACUUUGCAGUGGUUACUGAUAUUAUUCCAGGAAUUUUAAAAAUAUUCCAGCAAUUCAUAACAUUCUUUUUAGACAAUGGAAAUGUGUUCUUUUUUUUUUCUGUGUGCAUUGCUUUUUAAAGUCAUUCCUUUUUGUUCUUUUAAAGCUUGUUUACAGCUGAGAUGCUGAACAAUGCUUGCAUCUUACAUUCUCCCCCUUAAUGUGUUAUUUCUGCUGGCUGACAUUAGACAAGAGCAGCUCCAGCUCUUGUAGACUUGACAAGAGAAAGAUUUCUUGAUGAUGAUGGAAUAUACAUUUCUGCAACUCCAAACUCAAACAUAAACACAAGCACACUUAGAAUUGACUUUUAUACACAUGCCUUAGCAGUUGAAUUAAUGUAGAAGGCAACAUUUGAUUUACUGUGCAUUUCAACCUCAGAUCACACAACAAGAUUUCUACUGCAUCCAGCCAGGUUGCAAUUCGAUUAGCUUUUUGUAGCAGGGGAACACUGCCUUCUCAGCUGUUCUGGGGGCAUAACAGGCCUAGGCAGGGGGGGUUGGGUGGGGCCACUUUCUCCUCUAUGCUAUCAAACUUUCUCUUUCACCCGAGGCCUUUGUCAGCUGAAAAAAGUAUAGCAAAAGACUUUGUUAGAGCAAAAAACGUCAAACCUUUGCUAUUAUGGUCUUAAAACAAUUUGUAUUUGAAGCUUUGAAGAAAGCUAAUAUUUCAUCACAAUGCUGAACUCGAUUUCUUAGAAUGAAAGGGUGGAAACAGCUUCAUAAGAUGUUGCCACAUCUUGGUCUCCAUUCCAAUAUUGGUUAUCAAGAGCUUAUUAUUGGAGAUCUUGGUAACCAAACCAUAGAUGAGUGUUAAAAAUUAGCUGUACUUUUGGUUGUGGGUUGAGGAAGGUGGUUGUAAAAAAUCAAUUGAGGGGUAGGGGUCUGUGCAGCUUGGGGGGGGGAUGAUUGUUACUAAAUUAUGAUUGGUCGUAGUUAUCUACGUUUACAUACAGCCUAGAAACUUGUCGGGGAACAUCGGGUAUUUCAGGAAAUCAGAAUGCCUAUUGGUUGCUGUAGAAUCUGCAUUCACAUGCAGGUAGUCAGUUUCCUCUCUUACCUCCCUCAAAAUACAAACCGUAAAACUAUUUGAAGUGUAUUAGCAAUAUCUUUGAAGCGCUGCAGUCUGAGCUUUUUCAUUUUCUAUUCCUUGGGUUUUCUAUCUGACCAUUUGGACUGACAGUGUAAAAAGGAGGACCGACUCUUCAGAAGAAGCCUAAUUAAGUUAUUGUUCCGCUGUGCAAAUUACUUAGAUUCUUUUUUGAAUUUUUUUUAUUAUGGCUUUAGAUUUCAGCCUAAAGGGCCUUCAAGGAGCUAUAUGAUCUUAACUCCUCCUACACCUCUGUCAUAGCAAUACUUUCCCUAUUACAACAUCUGUUCAUGAACGUGUGCUCUUUGUAAAAAAAACAAAAACGUAGAAACCGAAUCAACACAAGGCCAAGAGUAUGGGAUACCUGCUUUAUGGGAUAAAGGAAUUUCUGCAAGACAGAGAAAUCCCUUUAUCUCAUACAGCGGGUGAGGGAGGUGUUUACAUGAUGUUUGUGACGUCAGAUUAUUGCCUAGAGUUGACAAUAACCAGAUUACUUAAUUUGUGAAAUCACAGUGCUUGUUAUGUUAACAUAGAAAUGUAUUGCUGUAUGUCUAUCUUGCAAGGAGUGCUCUGUGCAACAGCAGCCGGUCUGUUAUUUUUGUUCUGACUUCAGUCCACUUAAAAGUAUUUUUUAAUUCCAUCAAGACACCAAAGUAAUUCACUGAAUGUUAUCUUACUACAUUUCCUUUGUUUCACAUCAUUCCAUUUUCUUAAACGUGCUGUAUUGUCCUGAAUAACACCAAGUCAGGAGCUUUGGCUUUCUAACCAACGCUCAGAUUUUCACCAGUAGUACAACAGCACAACACAAGUACUUUGGAGCCGUUAUACUGUAAACUGUUUACUAAAUGUAAAUCUCAUUCUCAGUUUUUAUAUCUUUAAGUAGAGCAGAUAAGCAUUAGACCAGCAAACUCAUUCUGUAAGGAAGCAGUAUUGUAGAAACUUGUCUUCUGGCUGACAAUCAGAGGCAAACUGGAGCACGUGGUGACACUUUGAUGUCCUGCUUGUCUUCAGAAACACAUGAAUCAUCUCUCAAACUGAUCCCGAAGUGUGUUCAAGUUAACCCGUCGUAUGCAAUUUGAAGAAAUGCUGCAAAUAUAUUAAACUAGUUGCAGUUAACACUUUUUUUGUUGCAAACAUGCCAUUAUGUAAACAAGUAUGCUUCUGUAACACAUAGCUAGCCCCUCAGUGUAAUGUCAAACUAUCCCCCCCCCUUCCAUCUCCACAGUUGUAAACGAAGAUAACAGUCUUCCUUAAGCCAUAUGUAUGACAGGCUGUGACAUGUCUCUAACACGGCCUGGCAGAAUAUUAACCCUUUUCUUACCCACUGUUUUUUUUCCAAUUAUUAAGCUCCUCUGGCCGCUUCAGACGUAGCUAUUAUUACAAUUGCGUCUUGUCGUUGAUCCCCUUAAACAUGGAGAAAGAAUACAGGAAUUUCCUCUUGAUAUAAUUAAAAAGAAAAAUGUUUACAAUAUUGGAGAGAUGGCCCUGUCCUUGUUGGUUUCACAUAGAUUCUUGAUGGCAAAUAAUCUCAGGGCUUCAAAGAAAGUGUUAGGAGACGUGUUACUUUAACCACGUUGACAGUGAAAAUAAUAACAUGAGAAUCAAGUUGUUUAAUUACCAUCUUUUUUUGUAGAAUUUCUAGUUUUUUUCUUUUCAGUCAUCUUCUCUGGCACCUCCAUCAGAAACCUCUCAUUUUCUCUCAACUCUGCUACAUUAUUUGUCUUGCAAGGAACUGUUAAAUUUGUAUGUUAAAACCACCUGUAUUGUAUUGUGUUAAAACAGGGAAAAGGUGAAUUUGUAAUUCUGUAUCCUUUGUUUUUGCUAGUGAACGUUUUUAGGAUGUUUCACAGAUUGGCACAGGUCUCUUCUUCCUUUUGAUAUUUGUUAGAAACAGUUUAUUUGGGGAAUUUGACCUUGAGCCUCUUCUGAUGCAUAAAGAUAAAAUACAUGGGCUUCUUUCUUCUCUAUUCUAAUUAAAGUAUGGCUGCUGCCUCGAAAAAA
Labrus mixtus (cuckoo wrasse) is the source of this 3937-nucleotide messenger RNA. It is a transcript of the gene eif5a2, whose product is annotated as eukaryotic translation initiation factor 5A2. The coding region runs from base 125 to 589 and encodes 154 amino acids. Gene Ontology annotation, molecular function: ribosome binding; translation elongation factor activity; RNA binding. NCBI's taxonomy places the organism in Eukaryota, Metazoa, Chordata, Actinopteri, Labriformes, Labridae. The transcript has 5 exons. The record is from RefSeq and is a predicted model, not a curated record. Gene Ontology annotation, biological process: positive regulation of translational elongation; positive regulation of translational termination.